UGAAAAACGAGAGGAAAAAGCCACGGCCACCGUCUUUGUGAAAUGAAACGCCACCUUCCACCAUUCAACGCAACAACGGCAUCGGGAAUCGGAAAGUGACUGAAAAAAUUCAGCCCCAACUCUACCGUGUGCGGCAAUAAAGAUGUCCGGUAAAAUUCCAGCAUCGCGACCGCUGGGAAAGCUCCGGAAUUCACUGGACGGUUGUUUGUUACAGGUUGUUGCUGCAAGCUUUUUCCAGAGGGGAAGAUCGAUUGUGAGGUGCGCAUCAUCAGAACCGGACGAAACACACCAAUCAAAUACCCAGAAUCCUCGGGGUCGUUAUUGUGGUGAAUACAUGAUGAUAGAUUGCCCUUUGAAAACAAUUGCCGGGAAGGAUAUGUCAUACCGGAAUCCUGCUGUAAGAAAGGCUAAUACUGUCCCAUCUAAAGGUCGCGGUACACCUCAGGUGAAAAUGAAAAUGAAAAAUAUUAUUUUAUCAAAAACUCAAAAAUGUGACACAUAUUGGCUUUGUAACAGGGAGGAAUCGUUGGGGUAUAGUUAAAAGAUGAAUUGUGAACUGGCCUCGGUGUUAAAAACCUCUUUAAAAUGUUUUAUUUUCGAUUCUCCUGAUUUUCACCGCGGAAAUUUUCUCAUGUUGGGGGAAUCGAAAUAAAAACAUUUUUUAGAAGUUUUAAACUCUGAGACCGGUUCAAAAUUCAGCUUUCAACUAUUCCUUAACUAUUCCACCAUGUUACAAAGUCAAUAUGUGUCACAUUUUUGAGUUUUUUAUAAAAUAAGAUUUUUCAUUUUCAACUGAGGUGUACCGCGACCUUAGCCUGGCAGCUAAGUGCAUCAAUCGCCAGAUUC
Molecule: messenger RNA, 846 nt
Organism: Uranotaenia lowii
Lineage: Eukaryota; Metazoa; Arthropoda; Insecta; Diptera; Culicidae
Exons: 2
Coding region: 143-541 (132 amino acids)
Source: RefSeq, a predicted model, not a curated record